Ooceraea biroi (clonal raider ant) is the source of this 9985-nucleotide messenger RNA. It is a transcript of the gene Dscam1, whose product is annotated as Down syndrome cell adhesion molecule 1. Gene Ontology annotation, cellular component: axon; plasma membrane. NCBI's taxonomy places the organism in Eukaryota, Metazoa, Arthropoda, Insecta, Hymenoptera, Formicidae. Gene Ontology annotation, biological process: central nervous system development; homophilic cell-cell adhesion; axon guidance. The record is from RefSeq and is a predicted model, not a curated record. Gene Ontology annotation, molecular function: cell-cell adhesion mediator activity.
ACGAACGUAGCGUUCAAUCAGGGUGUUUUAUGCGAAAUCAGGUGAAAAUCAGUGAGCUCUGCGAAGCUGGGAUAAGGAUGUGGCGAGAACCUCCAGGCGGGGGGUGUAAGACACCCACCCACGUCAUCGCUAUGCUCCUGUUAGCUGCUUUCCUGGCAUUGACAACUGUUGUUUCGGCCGAGGAUGAAUCUAUGGGACCUGUGUUCGUCAAGGAACCGCCAAACCGCAUUGAUUUUUCAAACGGAACCGGAGCCGUCGUCGAAUGCCAGGCACGAGGAAAUCCUCAACCGGACAUCAUCUGGGUUCGUUCCGAUGGAACCGCCGUAGGGGACGUUCCCGGAUUGCGACAGGUUCUGCCGAACGGAAAUUUGGUGUUCCCUCCUUUCCGCGCCGAGGAUUACCGCCAGGAAGUUCACGCUCAGGUGUAUAGUUGCUUGGCACGCUCCUCUGCAGGUUCGGUACAUAGCCGUGAUGUCAACGUGAGAGCCGUCGUCACUCAGCCAUACAAUCCGGAGAUCUUAACUGAGUACGUUAUAAGGGGAAACAGCGCGAUCUUAAAAUGCAGCAUCCCCAGUUACAUCGCGGAAUUCGUUACUGUCGAGGCGUGGAUUCGCGAGGAUAAAGAGGUCUACCUUCCAGAGGAUCCUGCGGUCGUGCAGGAUGGAAAAUACUUGGUACUGCCGUCCGGCGAACUUCACAUCAGGGACGUCGGGCCUGAAGAUGGAUACAAGACCUACCAGUGUCGCACGAAGCACAGGCUCACAGGUGAAACUAGACUGUCCGCCACGAAGGGACGCCUCGUCAUUACCGAACCCAUUGGAAGCAAAGCACCCGCUUUUGCGGGCGAUGCGAAGUUGUCUCUCUUGGUGCGAAGAGCGAACAUGGACGUUAGUCUGCCUUGCAAUGCUCAGGGUCAUCCUCCUCCGGUAUCUAGAUGGUACAAGUUCAUCGAGGGUACGUCGAGGCGUCAGCCGGUCCAGUUGAAUGAGCGCGUACGCCAGGUCAGCGGCACUCUGAUCAUCCGUGAAGCACGAGUCGAAGAUUCCGGCAAAUAUCUCUGCAUCGUUAACAAUUCCGUCGGUGGCGAGAGCGUGGAGACUGUCUUGACCGUCACGGCACCACUGACUGCGGAAAUCGAGCCGAGCACUCAGACCAUCGAUUUUGGAAGACCCGCGACUUUCACCUGCACCGUCCAAGGCAACCCAAUCAAGACCAUCUCCUGGCUUAAGGAUGGAAAACCUCUUGGACUGGAAGAUCGCGUGCUCAGGAUCGAGAGCGUGAAGAAGGAGGAUAAGGGAAUGUACCAGUGCUUCGUUAGAAAUGACCAGGAAAGCGCGCAAGCAACGGCUGAGCUGAAACUUGGUGGAAGAUUCGAGCCGCCACAGAUUCGUCAAGCCUUUGCCGAAGAGACUCUUCAGCCCGGACCGAGCAUGUUUUUGAACUGUGUCGCCAGCGGAAAUCCUACUCCCGAAAUCACCUGGGAACUCGAUGGAAAACGCCUGUCGAACACUGAGAGACUGCAAGUGGGCCAAUACGUCACAGUCAACGGUGAUGUCGUGUCGCAUCUGAAUAUCUCGAGCAUCCAUACCAAUGAUGGUGGACUAUACAAGUGCAUCGCUGCAUCGAAGGUUGGAUCUGCUGAACAUUCUGCACGUCUCAACGUUUACGGAUUACCGUUCAUUCGUCACAUGGACAAGAAGGCUAUCGUCGCUGGAGAGACUCUGCGAGUCACUUGCCCCGUUGCUGGAUAUCCGAUCGAGAGUAUCGUCUGGGAGCGAGAUACCAGAGUUCUGCCGAUCAACAGAAAGCAAAAAGUUUUCCCCAAUGGCACACUCAUCAUUGAAAACGUCGAACGAAUGAGCGAUCAAGCAACCUACACCUGUGUAGCACGUAAUGCACAGGGCUACAGCGCACGUGGAACUCUGGAAGUUCAAGUUAUGGUCGCACCGCAAAUCGCUCCAUUUUCCAUCAGCGAAGAACCGGCUAAUUGGGGUGAGCAAGUCUCCGCAGUGUGUAGUGUCUUGAAGGGUGACUUGCCGAUCGAGAUACGGUGGAGUCUCAAUGGGGAGCUCAUAACGCAUCUCACUCAUCCGGACGUAACAAUCACGAAUACCGGGAAAAAGACAUCCGUGCUGACCAUUGAAUCCGUGACCGCCCGUCAUGCUGGCGAAUACAGCUGCGUCGCGAGCAACCUGGUCGGAUCCGUCAGCCGUUCUGCCAUCCUAUCGGUCAACGUACCUCCACGUUGGAUUCUGGAGCCCACUGAUAAGGCAUUCGCUCAGGGAUCUGACGCACGAGUCGAAUGCAAAGCCGACGGAUUCCCCAAGCCGCAAGUCACAUGGAAGAGAGCUGCUGGGGAUACGCCGGGAGAUUACACCGACCUGAAACUGAGCAACCCCGACAUCAGCGUGGAGGAUGGCACCCUCUCGAUCAAUAAUAUUCAAAAGACGAACGAAGGCUAUUACCUUUGCGAGGCUGUCAACGGCAUCGGAUCUGGCCUGUCCGCCGUCAUUCUCAUCUCGGUUCAAGCCCCUCCGCAAUUCGAGAUCAAACUGCGAAACCAGACUGCUCGUCGCGGAGAGCCAGCCGUAUUGCAAUGCGAGGCGCAAGGAGAGAAACCGAUCGGCAUUCUAUGGAACAUGAACAACAAGAGACUGGACACGAAGAGCGAUCCUCGCUACACUAUUCGCGAAGAGAUCUUGGCCAACGGAGUGCUGUCCGACUUGAGCAUCAAACGAACCGAGAGAACCGAUUCCGCGUUGUUCACCUGCGUGGCCACGAACGCCUUCGGCAGCGACGACACCAGCAUCAAUAUGAUCGUACAAGAGGUGCCGGAAGUCCCCUAUGGUCUCAAGGUGUUGGAUAAAUCGGGGCGUUCGGUGCAGUUAUCAUGGGCCGCGCCUUACGAUGGAAAUAGCCCGAUCACGCGAUACGUCAUCGAGUACAAGAUCAGUAAGGGCUCCUGGGAAACCGACAUCGACCGAGUGCUCGUACCUGGCUCUCGACAGAAUGUAGCCGGAGUGUUCAACUUGAGGCCCGCGACCACGUAUCACCUCCGAAUCGUCGCUGAGAACGAAAUCGGCACGUCCGAUCCUUCCGACACAGUCACGAUCAUCACGGCCGAGGAAGCGCCUAGCGGCCCGCCGACUUCCGUCAAAGUGGACGCUCUCGAUCAGCACACGCUUAAGGUAACAUGGAAACCGCCGCCACGCGAAGACUGGAACGGCGAGAUUCUUGGUUACUACGUUGGAUAUAGACAAUCAGCCGACAAGCCGUACAUGUUCGAGACCGUCGAGUUCUCCAAGGAAGAUGGAAAGGAGCACCACUUGCAGAUCAUGAACCUCAAGACUUAUACGCAGUACGGCGUGGUGGUUCAGGCGUUCAACAAGGUCGGUUCUGGCCCUAUGAGCGAAGAACGCAGACAGCACACAGCGGAGGGCGUACCUGAGCAACCACCUCACGACACCACUUGCACAACUCUAACAUCUCAGACUAUUCGAGUGUCCUGGAUGUCACCACCUCUCAUCGCGGCCAAUGGCGUGAUCACCGGCUACAAAGUAAUCUAUGGACCCUCCGACACGUGGUAUGACGAGAACACGAAGGACACGAAGAUCACGUCUUCCAGCGAGACCAUUCUGCACGGCCUGAAAAAGUAUACGAACUACAGCAUGCAAGUUCUGGCCUUCACUUCCGGCGGAGACGGCGUCAAAUCCGCACCGAUUCACUGCCAGACCGAACAAGACGCACCCGAAGCUCCGAUCGCCAUUAAAGCUCUGGUCAUGUCCGCGGAAUCCAUUCUCAUCUCAUGGCGCCCACCCAGCCAGCCCAACGGAGUUAUUUCUCAAUAUACCGUUUACACCAAGGCCGAUAACGCAGAGGAACCUACCAGUCAGAAGGUACCGCCGAAUCAACUCACUCACGAAGCGUCUGGACUGGAUAAGCAACGCAGAUACGAGUUCUGGGUGACUGCUAGCACGAAUAUCGGCGAAGGAGAAGCUUCCAAGAUCGUCACGCUAGGACCUAGCGUUCGAGUACCGGCGAAGAUCGCGUCGUUCGAUGACAAAUUCACCGCCACGUACAAGGAAGACGUGAAGCUGCCGUGUCUCACCGUUGGCGUGCCCGCACCGGAAGUAACGUGGAAGGUACGAGGUGCCACUCUCCAGCCGAGUGAUCGAUUGAGACAGCUGCCCGAGGGAUCUCUAUUUAUCAAGGAAGUCGACCGCGCUGAUGCUGGCGAAUACUCUUGCUACGUUGAAAACUCCUUCGGACACGACACCGUGACUCAUCAGUUGGUCGUUCACGCUCCCCCGCACUCGCCGCAAGUCACUCUUACCGCAACCACCACAAACUCCUUGACGAUGAAGCUGCGCCCGCAUCCCACCGACAAUGCACCGAUCCAUGGCUACACGAUUCAUUAUAAACCCGAAUUCGGUGACUGGGAGACCGUUCAGAUCAGCUCCACGGCGCAGAAAUACACUCUUGAAAACCUGUGGUGUGGUUCCCGUUAUCAGAUCUACGUUACGGCAUAUAAUGGAAUUGGUACUGGCGAUCCCUCAGACAUCCUAAACACACGUACGAAGGGCUCGAAGCCGAUCAUCCCCGAAGCGGCGAGAUUCAUCGAGGUAUCCACGAACAGCAUCACCCUGCAUUUGAGCGCCUGGUCGGACGGUGGCUGUCCCAUGCUGUACUUCGUCGUCGAGCACAAAAAGAAGCAUCAGCAGGAAUGGAACCAGGUCUCGAACAACGUCAAGCCGGGCGGUAACUUCGUAGUGUUGGACCUGGAUCCGGCUAGCUGGUACUACUUGCGCGUCACGGCUCACAACAAUGCCGGCUUCGCUGUGGCUGAGUACGAAUUCGCAACAUUGACGGUGACUGGCGGCACGAUCGCACCUCCCGUACGUAACGGCGGUAACGGCGACAACACCGCGGAUGUCAGGCGUUACUUCCCGUGGUUGCCCAGCUGGCUCGACGUAAACGUGGUGGUGCCGGUCGGCGCAACGGUCGUUGUCAUAAUAGUAGGAAUAGUUGUGAUUUGCGUGGCGCUCUCGAGGCGAACUCGAGGUCCGGAGCAAACACGGCUGCGAGGUAUCUCUUCAGCCGACGAGAAAUAUUACGAGGGACAAUAUGACGUAGUCUAUCAGCAGACUGGAGUUGGCGGUGCAACCCUGGACAAACGCAGAUCCGAUCUCCGGGACGAACUGGGGUACAUUGCUCCACCGAAUCGCAAGCUGCCACCGGUACCCGGUUCCAAUUACAACACCUGCGAUCGUAUCAAGCGAGGUGGAACUGGCUCGGUAAGGAGUCACUCGACGUGGGAUCCGAGACGGCACAUGUAUGAGGAAUUGAGUCACUACGUGCCCAACAGAAGAUGCCCGCCGCCACCACGUAUGGGCAGCGCAGAAGGUCUCCCGCACAGAGGUAUGGAGGAUGAGAUCUGCCCGUAUGCGACCUUCCACCUUCUGGGAUUCCGCGAGGAGAUGGAUCCAAGUAAGGCCAUGCAGUUUCAGACAUUCCCUCACCCAGGAAACGGUCACUCCGGCACCAUGGGACCACCCGUAGGACAUCCGACCAACGCUUCCGCUCACAGUCGCUCCGGAUCUCAAUCCAUGCCUCGUCAGAACGGCCGCUACUCUCGAGUACCAUCCCAAGGAGGCGGCAGCGGUACCCACAACGUCUUCUCGCCCGAAUACGACGACCCGGCCAAUUGCGCACCCGAGGAAGACCAGUAUGGAUCGCAGUACGGAUCGCAAUACGGCGCACCCUACGAUCAUUACGGAUCUCGCGGAUCUGUCGGACGUCGCAGCGUAGGAUCAAUUCGCAACAUUCCCGUUUCUGGCUCGCCUGAACCGCCUCCACCGCCGCCGAGGAACCACCAGGAUCAGAACAAUUCCAGCUUCAACGACAGCAAGGAGAGCAACGAGAUCAGCGAGGCCGAGUGCGACCGUGAUCAGCUUGUCAACCGCAACUACGGCGUGAAUGCUCGCGGCAAGGACGGCAUGACCACCGAGGAGAUGCGUAAACUCAUAGAGAGGAAGCCAAACGAAGCUCCCGGCCGGCAAACCGGCAGCCCCCACGGCGGUCACGGGGGACUCCUCACACCCUACGAUACUGUGGCAGUGUAACCUGUAAAAUCAUCAUCUUCCGUGGUCUCUUCCGCCUCUCUCUCGAUAGCCGGCGGCCGCGAGGAAAGCAGCCGAGAGACGCGGAAAUGAAGCGCUACGCUAACUCUUCCCCCGGUGCUGUCGUCGGUCCAAUUUGCAACGAUUUACGAUAGAAAUUAGACGUCGUCGCGAGUAGAUAGAUUCGAUUACCGAAGUAAGGUGUACGCGCGUUAUGAUAUCAUCUCGAGAUCGUGAUUACGGACGAAGAUUCGUGGCCCGCCUCGCGGAAUGGGACCGUCUCCUUCGCCCUGCGACCAUACGGCGUUCUUCUUCUCAAUUUAUCUCUUCGGCCUUUCGAUUUAUCCACGUGCUCUCCAUCGCUUUCGAGAGCGCGUUAGUUUAAACGAUCUGAUGGGCCAAACUUGAAACUGCCUUGUUUUUUAUACUCUUGUUCGGAGUGGAUUCAGUCGAUUACGCACACAUCCAGGAAGGCCAAACUUAAAGACUGUCUGCAUCUACUGCCCUUUCGCGAAGGAGGCACAGCGAUCCGCGAGGCCGGUCAUUUAGCUUCGUGAGUCUUGCGGCUCCCGGAAGUCCUCGCGCACGUUCGACGAUGCGAUCGCGCGACAGUUUCGCAUACCGAUUGGCAAAUUGGACAGAAAGAGCUGCGUACGAGUCUUCCUUGGUGACGUGCAUCCGAAUUCAUGAAACAGACAUCGAUGAUCACGGAUUAAUUAAUUGAACAUACUUGCGGGACGAUUUCUAUUUUGAUUUCUGAAGGAAAUCCAUCUGGGGAUGUUCCCACGUUUUCGUCGAACGUGCGCGGGGGAGAUCGAGACUCGCGACUGCCGCGAGCGGCUCUGUCCUGUAGGAAAGCGAACACGCUCGGAAGUCGUGUUCGCGGACGCUCAAGCCGCGGCAGGGACGCGGCCCGCGAUGGUGCUCUCGGCGACGGUGGAUCUAAACGGGGGUUUCCUCACAUAUGAUGUCCGGGGUGUGAAAUCCCAGGUUACAAGCGGGAGUCGCGUGUAACGGAGGGAGAAACGUAUAACGACAUGUAUAACACACACAUGAGAUUAGUUGGUCGCUUUUUAAGUCAUGGUUGUGCCACACUGCCGCUCCCCGCGGGCGUAUAUACGCGUACAUAUACUAUAUACAUAUACUGUACGAUUUAUAAUUUCGUAACGAAGGUUGUGUCCCCUACACGGUCCCCCCCCCCUUUUUGACGAUCGGCGGUUUUGAGUCUCGACGUCGCGGAGAGCAAGGUUUCUAGGAUAUCGUCGCUUUUCCUCUUUCGUCGUCGUCGUCGUCGUCCUUUUAGUGAUCCGUUUAGGCGAUCGACCACCAUCCCCUCGGGCAUUCCCAUCACACGCUCGAGAGGAAGAGUCUCCCGUACACAGAAAAAUCAGCCGAUCGACUGUCCGUAGGAAGAAAAAAGCGGCAAGCCAUCGAGGGAAUCGCUUCGAUACACGGCAGGCCAGCCACGAGAUAUUAUUACGACAUUAUCUGCUACUCCGCGUGCUCACGCGUGCACGCGAUACACGGCCACAUGAUACAGUCAGCUACACCUCCACACACAUACACACAUAUCCACAUACAGACACAUACCCACAAAAAUACACAUUUGCUGUCGUCCUAUAUGAUAUACAUAUUUAGUCCGCUGUACACACGUAAUUAUCCUCCUCCCUCGUGCUAAUCCUCUUCGAUCGAUUGCGACGUACCGAUAAGUAAUUCACUGAUAUCGCGACGAUGUUCGUUACAGAUAUAAGCGAAGUAAUGAAAACCGAUUUAACGUAGGUAGCUCGUAAGCAUCGGACGGAUGGUCGCGAGAAGGCGUCGUUUCAUCGCGGCGGCGCGGCGAGUUCUCGGGUCGACUGACAGGACUGUUCCCUCAAAAAUCCGAUCGAGAAGAUCGCGAUGAUCGUGAUUACGCGAUGCUCGGUCCCCUACUGGCUUGACGAAGCGGAUGCUCCUCCGUGCUUCUUCGCGUUCUGCAUCAGCCCGAGAUCACGCGACGCCGCGAUCGCGACGCCGCGUCUCAUAGUUCGUUUUUAUCACGAUACUAUUUCUCUAGAUAUAUAUAUAAAGUAUAAAUAUAAAUAUAUAAAUAUAUAUAAAUAUUAUAUAUAAUAUACACUAACUAUAUGUUAUACAUACGUUGUAAGUAGCUAUUUCUAGGUGUCGCAUUUGUUUGCCGAGGCGAUGCACGAGCCGACCCCAGUUUGGCGAUCGGGCGGAAAAGCACCCCCUCAUGAAGCGACUGCUGCGCGAGUAGUAACGUUUACUGUCGAGCUUGUGAUGAUCUCCGUUGUGUGAGACUUUUCGGUGCAAAACGUAUAACUGAUCGGAUCCUAGAAGCGUACCGCCACGUUCAAGAAAGUGCGCCCAGAAAGUUAUCGUCUUUCGUUAUUGUUAAUGUUAACUUGGUGCGCCUAAUUUAUUUAAAUUUGUCCAACUAUUGAUUAAUGGCAAGUUUAUUAAAUUCUUUACUCGUUAUUAACUUAUUAUUGCAUCUUAAAAAUUAAUUUUGAUUUAGUUCUGAUUAUGCUUCGGAUCGAUAUCGUUGUUUCUUAUUUAUUAUUCUAAAAUUAAAUAGGCAGAACGAGGGAAACCUUCCGUGAUGCACGGGAGAGAAUGGUUCCAAGGGUGCUUCGUCCGCGGGUCGCUUCCGCUCCUCGCAGAGGAAUUCCUACCCUCUGCUUCCCGAAACUGGCCGCGGCUCGACGCGCCGACGCAUUUUUACUCAUUGAUGUGAUUUUAAAAGGCUGCGCAGAAGCCUCGUGUCUCGUGUAUAUGUUACGAUCGCGCUCUUUAUCGUAAUUAACGUAGCCGUAUUGUCCCAAGUCACCCUCUACGACUUAUAGCGUCACGUUCUACUCGCUCACUUAACUCGCCCCCGCGCGAAAAACUUCGUCGCUUUUGACUCGCUUCCGGAUUUAACCAGAGCUAGCGCGGCAAAGCUAAUGCAGGCCGACGAUAAUGGUAUAAUGAUGAUAAUGAUAAUGAUGAUGCUGCUGAUUAUAUAUUAAUGCAUUCGUGUAUGUCGCGAUGCGAUCACGUCCGUGCGUUGUUUUCGGUCGCGGCUCAUCAUUUUGUCGCCAAGCGAAGUGGACGUCCGCGACGUCGCACAGGUGAUAAACGCGUUAUGUUAUGUGAACGGACACGGGACGCUCGGCAGAGAGGGCUGGAAAACCACGAGGAAGAACGUUCGAUUCAAUUAAUCGAUUAGUUAAGUCGAAUUUCAGCGAAAUAUCAAAUGUCAACACAGGCAAUGCGAUAUACAACGUAAAGACUGAGAAUUCACGUCCACGUUGCUUCAUUUAUCUCGCGCGGAUGAUUGCUUUGCUGCCACGCAGCGUCCCUGAGUGCGAGCUGAAAGUAAAAUUCGCCUACGCAUUCGUUUGCCAGCCAUCUCUGCCCCUUUCUGCCGAGAAACGUCCACGAGCCCGUCGUCGUUCGCUCGUCGUCUCGCGCGACGACGACGCGUAAUUCUUUGCAGGAUCGAUGUUACUUUUUGGACGCCGCGCCGCAACGCGGUCGCUCGCUUGUGUACCGCUUGAUUGAUAUACGCGUUGAUAAAAGCAUGUUUGGCUGUUCUUUCUGUACGACGGCGAACGCGGUUCUUCGAGCACGUGGCCCCUUCCUCAUCGUCACCUGCCGGACCCGAAGCGUUUUUCCUCCGCGCAUCCCUUGAUCCUCAACGAAAGCGGGAUGGUCAUCGUAAAAAAUCGAGAGGAGAUGCGCGCUCGCAGCAUCGUGCUCCGCGAUCCCAGAGACUCGAGGACCCGCUCGCAAUGUACCGUUUCCUCAACGCCACUAUUUUAUGUUUUUGUACCAAAGUUGUAGCGUCUAACUUUGCGUUAAAUAAAUAAUCUAAAACGGAA